AUGCUUCCAAAACCAGAUAAGAAUGCUUCCAGACCAAUUUUGAAGACUGUCAUGUUCUUGUGGAAUAUUUUCUUGUGUAUUUUGUCACUUGCCAUGUUGUUAGGUACUGCUAUCCCAUACUUCAACCUCUUGAAGAAUGAAUACAAUUAUUCUAUGCCAGGUUUGAUUUGUGAACAAAAGAAGGCUGUUGGUGCUGCUGAAGGUUAUCCACACAUUGUUUGGGCCUACAUCUUUGCUCUCUCUAAGUAUUUAGAACUCUUCGACACUGUCUUGUUGGUUAUCAAGCAUCCAGACCGUAAAGUUCCAUUCUUGCACUGGUUCCACCACUUGACCGUUUUGUGUUUCACUUGGUAUGCUGUUUAUACUCAAUAUGCUGUCGGAUAUUGUUUCAUUAUCAUGAACUCUCUCAUUCACACUUUCAUGUACUAUUACUAUGCUUUGACUGAAUUGGGUUUCAGACCAAGCUGGAAUUUCCUCUUGACUAUUGGACAAAUUUCUCAAAUGAUUUUGGGUAUUGUCUGUAACGUCAUCUUUGCCAUGAAGUGGUUCGAAAAUAAGGAAAAGGGACUCUCAAUCGAUGAAAAUUGUACUUGUUAUGCUCCUUAUGAAAUUAUGCUCAGCUGCGUUCUUAUGUACGGUUCAUACUUGUAUUUGUUCGUUGACUUCUUCGUUAGAAAGUACUUUGGAUCAAGCAAGCCAGUUGUUGCCAAGCCUAAGUCAGAAUAA
Naegleria gruberi is the source of this 726-nucleotide messenger RNA. RefSeq lists its product as uncharacterized. The transcript has a single exon. Gene Ontology annotation, molecular function: fatty acid elongase activity. Lineage: Eukaryota; Heterolobosea; Eutetramitea; Acrasida; Naegleriidae. The coding region runs from base 1 to 726 and encodes 241 amino acids. The record is from RefSeq and is a predicted model, not a curated record. Gene Ontology annotation, biological process: fatty acid elongation, saturated fatty acid; fatty acid elongation, monounsaturated fatty acid; very long-chain fatty acid biosynthetic process. Gene Ontology annotation, cellular component: endoplasmic reticulum membrane.